Molecule: messenger RNA, 993 nt
Organism: Vanrija pseudolonga
Lineage: Eukaryota; Fungi; Basidiomycota; Tremellomycetes; Trichosporonales; Trichosporonaceae
Exons: 1
Coding region: 1-993 (330 amino acids)
Source: RefSeq, a predicted model, not a curated record
AUGCGCUUCACGUCUCUCAUUGCGCUCAUCGCCGUCCCGGCCGUGCUGGCCCAGGGCAGCCCGCCCGCGCUCCAGGGCUCGGUCACCACGCAGGGUGGCCUCGACAAGCUCGGCUCGGUCAACGUCGCCGGUGACGGCGCUGGCAACUGGUUCGCCGUCGACCCCAAGACGAACCACUACUGGACGCUCGACGGUGCCAUCAAGGACACGCUCGCCAAGACUGCGCCCACCCCGGGCGUCGCCCCCGCCACCAAGCCCACGAGGGACCUCGAGUCGCUCCCCCAGCCCGUGGCCCGCCACCCCCGUGACUUUUCCCCCGGCACGGGCGUGAGCCCCAACACGGUCGGCCACCUCAACGCCCGCUGGUGGAAGUGCAAGUCGAUCGGCCGCCCCUGCUCCAACUGCAAGGGCUGCAAGAAGGACUUCUGGGAGGGUCUCUGCUGCUGGAAGAAGUACUUCUGCUUCAUCCCCUACGCGUGGUCCCCCACCGGCCCCGGAUGGCACCCGCACCGUCGUGACGCCCUCCCCCAGGACCCCACCGACGGCGGACCCGGCAGCGGUCCCGGCGCCGGCGGCAGCACCGACGGCAGCACAACUCCUCCCCCUGCCGCCGGCGGUGGCGGCACCGACCCCGGAGCCGCUGCCGGUGGUGGUGGCGCCGCCCCCAGCCCCUCGCCCAGCCCCUCGCCCAGCCCCUCGCCCAGCCCCUCGCCCAGCCCCGCCCCUGCCCCCGCUGCUGGUGGCGGCCCCGGUGGUCCCGGCGGCGGAUCGACCGCUCCCCCCGGCACCAACCCCGAGGGCGGACCCAACCCCGGCCCCGGCGGUGGUGGUAACCCCAACCCCGGUCCUGGCGGUGGUGGUGUUGGCGGCGGCGGUGUCGGCGGCGGUGGUGUCGGCCCCGGCCCCGGCCCCCAGCCCGGAGGUGGAUGCUGGAAGGGUGUGUGCGACCCUUACGGCUGGUACUACCAGCAGGGCACUUGCCAGGUCUGGUAA